GCCAAAAUGGGGAAGAAUUUAGCUUCAGGUGCGGGCCAUAAGGGGUUUGCUGUUGCUGCCCCAAAUAAAGCUCACAAAUUGGCUUUAAGGGCCCAUGAUGUGAAGGAAAAAAAGCUUCAUGUUCCAAUGAUAGACAGAACUCCUGAUGUUGAUCCUCCUCCGGUAAUAGUGGCAGUAGUUGGGCCACCAGGAACAGGAAAGACAACAUUGAUAAGGUCUUUGGUGAGAAUAUUGGCCAAAACCACUUUGACAGACAUAAGAGGGCCAAUUACUCUUGUUAGUGGUAAAAGAAGAAGAUUGACAUUUAUUGAAGUUUCCAAUGAUUUAUCAUCAAUGGUUGAUAUUGCCAAGAUUGCUGAUUUGGUGCUACUAUUGAUUGAUGGGAAUUUUGGAUUUGAAAUGGAAACAAUGGAAUUUUUGAAUAUUGCCCAGCAUCAUGGAAUGCCCAGAGUGUUAGCCAUUGCAACACAUUUGGACUUGUUCAAAUCUCAAUCAACCUUGAGAACUUCGAAAAAGCGUUUAAAGACUCGUCUUUGGACUGAAGUAUACAAAGGUGCUAAGCUCUUUUAUUUAUCAGGUGUUUUGAAUGGCAGGUAUCCUGAUCGUGAGGUUUUUAACUUAUCUAGAUUUAUUUCUACCAUGAAGUUCAGGCCAUUAAAAUGGAGAAAUGAACAUCCAUAUCUAUUGGCAGAUCGAGUAACAGAUUUGACUCAUCCAACACUAAUUGAGAAAAAUAAAAAAUGUGACAGAAAGAUUGCCAUAUAUGGCUAUUUACAUGGAACUCCAUUAUCCUCAAGCAACCCGAGAGUGCACAUUGCUGGAUGUGGAGAUGUCACGAUUCAAUCGAUUGAAAAGUUAGUUGAUCCAUGUCCAACUCCACAUUUUGAAGAAAAACUAGAUGAGCUUCAAAGAGAAGCUCAAAAAAAUGAAGACGAUUCAAGCACCACCACCAAAAGAAAAACAAGAAGAAAAAGAUUGAAUGAUCGACAAAAGAUCAUAUAUGCUCCAAUGUCAGAUGUUGGUGGUGUUCUUGUGGACAAAGAUGCUGUUUAUAUUGAUGUUGGGGAAAAUAAAUCUAGAAAAAAAGAUGCAGAAACAGAAAAACUUGUAGCCAGUCUUCAAGAAGCAAACAAAACACUUGAUGAUGAAAUCAGAAGUUCUCCUAGCUUCAGGUUAUUUUCAAAUUCUAAAGAAAUAAAUGGAGUUGAGGACUUGGAUUCAGAUAAUUUAGAUGAUGAGCCGCAAGGAUUAUUGGAUGAAUUAGACUCAGAAGAACAGAUAAAUAAUACUGGCAGAAAAACCUUAAGAAAACCUACUUCAGCGAGCAAAAUCAGAGGUGAUGAUGAUGAUGAUGAUGAUGAUGAUGAUUAUAAUAGAAUUGAUGAAGAAGAAGAAGACUUUGAAAGAAAACGAUUUCAAAGGAUUCGAACUGAAAUUUACGAAUCCAAUGAAAAGGAAAAACUAGAAUUUGAAGAAGAUUCUGAUAUUGGAUUAUCUGAUGAUAGCUAUGAUUCUGAUGGUAAUAACUGGAAAAAACAAGCAAGGAAAUUGCAAGGAACUGUAACUAGAAAAUGGGAUAUAAACAAGCUUUUAUACGCCAAUAAUAUUGAACCCGAAGAUGUGAUAGAUAGAGUUUAUAAUCGUGGUGGUGAUGAAAGCGAAGAAGAAGAUAUUGAAGAGGAGGAUUUUUUCAAGAAAAAAAUUUAUAAAGAGCCAAGCAAUGAAUUUGAUUCGUACAAGCCUCAUUUUUCAGACAUUGAGAUGUUGAAAAAUAAAUGGAUUUUUGAUAAUAAUAACAGUAAUAUAGAUAAGGAGGAUAGUGCGGGGAAUUCACCAUUUGCGUUAAUAUCGAGAAGAUUUAUUUUGUCGAAAAAAAUGAUUGGAGAAGAUGAUAGCGGUGAUAACCAAGAGGUAGGUGAUGAUUCGGAUGAGGAAUUAUAUGGUGAUUUUGAAGAUUUAGAGACAGAGGAAAAGUUUGGUUCUGAUGAUAAGAAGAGGCCUCUAAACAAAAAAUUACGUGAUAGUGAUGAUGAUAAUGAUGAUUUUGCUGAUUUUGAUGCAGAAGAACGAAAAGAUGAAAAUGGUGAAGAAGAAGAACCAAAUAUGGAUGAAGAUUUUAAAAAUUUGACAGUCGAAGAAAAACGAGCAUUAACAGCUAAAAAGAAAGAACAGCUAAGAUUGCAGUUUGAAGCAGAAGAAGGUGGUGGAGAGUUUGGAAUUGAUGAUCCUGAAGGUAACGAUGAAACAUGGUAUGAUAUCCAAAAGGCCAAGAUGGCUAAACAGUUGGAAAUUAAUAAAGCUGAAUUAACAAAAAUGGACGUUGAAACCAGAACCAAAAUUGAAGGAUACACAGCAGGGUCGUAUGUUAAGUUGACAUUUGAGAGAUUGCCAUAUGAGUUUAUCGAGAAUUUUGACCCAGUUUAUCCUAUUAUAAUUGGGGGAUUAUUGCAAACGGAAGAAAGAUUUGGGAUUUUAAAUGCCAGAAUACGAAGACACAGAUGGCAUAAAAAAAUUUUGAAAACCAGCGAUCCAUUGAUUUUAUCGUUAGGAUGGAGAAGAUUUCAAACGCUACCGAUAUACACAACAUCAGAUUCCAGAACCAGAACCAGAAUGUUGAAAUACACACCAGAGCACGCGUAUUGUAAUGUGUCGUUUUAUGGACCAUUGAUAGCACCCAAUACAACAUUCUGUGGAAUGCAGAUUUUGGCUAAUAGUGAUACUACGGGAUCGUUUAGAAUUGCGGCAACUGGAAUUAUUGAGGAAAUCGAUAGUUCAGUGGAAAUUGUCAAAAAGUUGAAACUAGUUGGGUAUCCUUAUAAGAUAUAUCGAAAUACGGCAUUUAUAAAAGACAUGUUUUCGACGUCGUUGGAGGUUGCGAAAUUCGAAGGAGCUUCAAUCAAAACAGUAUCAGGAAUCCGUGGAGAAAUUAAAAGAGCAUUGUCGAAACCUGAUGGGUAUUUUAGGGCUACGUUUGAGGACAAAAUAUUGAUGAGCGAUAUAGUAUUUUUGAGGACAUGGUAUCCGGUGAAGAUUAAAAAGUUUUAUAAUCCAGUGACAUCAUUGUUGAUAAGAGAUAAAAAAGAAUGGAAGGGAAUGAGGUUAGUGGGCAAGUUGAGAGCUGAUUUGAAUCAGAGCAUUGAAAUGAACCCCAAUUCAAGUUAUGAAAAAGUGGCUAGAGAAGAGAGAAGAUUCAAUCCGUUGAGAGUGCCCAAGUCGUUACAAAAAGAGUUGCCCUUCAAAUCACAAAUAGUCCAAAUGAAACCACAAAAGAACAAAACGUACAUGCAGAAAAGAGCUGUGGUGUUGAAUGGAGAUGAGCGAAAGGCCAGGGACAUCAUCCACAAGGUGUCGACUAUCAGAAAAAACAAAGACGAGAAGAGAAAGGCCAAAAGAUCAGAGAAGAACAAGGACAGACUCAAACGACUUGAAAAGAAGAAUGCGAUGAUCGACGAGAAGCAGAAGGAACGCAAGAAGGAUUUCUUUGCCAACAGCGGCAAGAAGAGGAAGCUCUUCUCCAGUGACUCGGAUGCCUUUGGUAAGAAACGACGCAGCUGA
Molecule: messenger RNA, 3555 nt
Organism: Ascoidea rubescens DSM 1968
Lineage: Eukaryota; Fungi; Ascomycota; Saccharomycetes; Ascoideales; Ascoideaceae
Gene: BMS1
Product: GTPase BMS1
Exons: 2
Coding region: 7-3555 (1182 amino acids)
Biological process (GO): ribosome biogenesis; maturation of SSU-rRNA from tricistronic rRNA transcript (SSU-rRNA, 5.8S rRNA, LSU-rRNA); endonucleolytic cleavage of tricistronic rRNA transcript (SSU-rRNA, 5.8S rRNA, LSU-rRNA)
Cellular component (GO): 90S preribosome; nucleus
Molecular function (GO): U3 snoRNA binding; GTPase activity; GTP binding
Source: RefSeq, a predicted model, not a curated record